UAAAAGGGCAGAAAGUACUCCAGCUAAAAGUAAAGGCAAAGGGAAAGUUGUGGAAAAUGAGGUGAAAGCAGCUCCAAAAAACAAAAGUAGAGCUGCAGAUAAGGAGAAGAUACCUGAAGGUGACGGCACUAAAGCAAAGGAUAAAAAGAAGGCAAAAACAAAACCUGCCGGAGAGGAAGGAGAUCAUAUCAGAGUUAAAGAAGAAGCUCAGGAUAACACGAGCGCCAAGCCAAACAGUGAGCAGACUGAAGCUUCCAGCCCACUGUUAUCACAGCAGGAUACACCUAUUGAAGCGCUCUACAACCCCAUUUCCUCACAAAGCACUCAGAGAACAGAGACGGUUUCAGUCGCUGGUGCCAAAUCCCCACAAGGCCCGGCACCUGUUGAUAAGGAUCUGCUUGUUCCUGGAACACCCAGAGAGGAUCCUCCGAGUCUGACUGAAGAAAAGCCAAGGCUGGGGGAAAUCCUUGGCACGGCAGCUGCUCUUCUUCCUGUUGCUGGGAUAGCAGGUGCUGCUAUGGGGGUCCUCGGUGAGGCAGUGACAAGCGUAGGUAGUUUCCAGUCUGACAGUGACACCAUUUCUUCUACACCAUUUAAAGCACCUGGUCGAGGAAGGCAAUUCACAAAGCAGAGUGCGGUUAUGCAACCUUCCUUUUCCUCGACGUUGUCACAGGAGACGUCAAAUCCACCAGAAGACAGCACCAAGACAGAUGUUCAGGUCAAGAAGGAUGUCACUGAAGACGAGGAAAGUGACGACACCACUCAGUCACAACUGGCGGAGGUGAAAAGUGAAGAGGCGAAGAACAAUGGCACAGACGUGGAAACUUCCCAGCAAGAACAUGAAGAAGAUGAGAAACCCAACAGGGAUCAUGAGGGAGAAGAAACAGAUACUGAAGAUGAGGAAAAGAAGGAAGAUGAAGAAGGGGAGAGUGGAAGUGAUGUAGAGGACAAAGAAGAAGAGGAAGAGGGAGGUGAAAGCAGCGAGGAGGAAAUGAGUGUUUCUGGAGAGGGUGAGGAAGAGCAAGAUAAUGAAACUACAGAGGAAGAUGGUGAGGAGGAAACUGGCUCAAGCAGUGAGGAAGAGGAUGAAGGAAGCGAGAAGAGCGAUGUCAUAGAUGCUGAAGAGGAGGAGGAAGCAAGUAUAGAGGAAGAGGGUAGAGGAGGGAGUGAGUCUGAGGUAAGUGAGGCAGAGGAGGAGGGAAGUGAAGAGGCCAGUGAAGGAGAGAAUAAAGAGGAAGAGGAAGAAAGUGAGGUGAGUGAGGAUGAAGAAGAUGAAAGUGGGGAAGAGUCUGGGAGCAGCAAGAUCAAAGAGUCAGAGGAGGAGGAGGAUGGAGAGGGAAAUGACUCUGAUGAAGACGACAAUGAAGAAGAAGAAGAAAAUGAGGUUGACGCAGAGGAAGAGGGUGAAACUGAAGAACAAAAAGAUUCCUCCGAAAGUGAGGAUGAGGAAAAACACUCGGAGGAAGAUGAAGAGGAGGAAGAGGACAAACAGGAUGAAGAGAGUGUUGAAAAUGAGAAGGAGGAAGAUGACAGUGAGGCCGAAGAAGACGAGGGUGAACAGGAUGAAAAGAGCGACAAAGAAAAUGAGGAGGAGGAGGAGGAGGAGGAGGGGGAUGAGGAGGAAGGGGGUGAGGAGGAAGCGUCCUCAGAGGAGGAUGAGGAGGCAGAAAAAGAAGAAGAUGAGAGAGAGGUUACAGAGGAGGAAGAAGAGGAUGAGGGGGACGAAGAUGAGGAUAAGAGGGAGGUUACAGAGGAUGAAGAAGAGGAUGAGGAGGAAGAAGAAGAGGAUAAGAAAGAGGCUACAGAGGAUGAAGAAGAGGAUGAGGAGGUAGAAGAAGAGGACAAAAAGGAAGCUACAGAGGAUGAAGAUGAGGAUGAGGAAGAAGAGGAUAAGAAGGAGGAUACAGAGGAGGAGGAAGAAGAAGAGGGUGAGGAAGAGGAGAAUAAAGAAGAGGUAACAGAGGAGGAAGAAGAGGUAGCAGGGGAAGAAGAAGAGAGUAAGGAGGUUACAGAGGAGGAGGAGGAAGAAGAAGAGGGUGAGGAAGCAGAGGAGGAAGAAGAGAGUAAGCAGGUUACAGAGGAAGAGGAAGAAGAAGAGGGUGAGGAAGCAGAGGAGGAAGAAGAGAGUAAGCAGGUUACAGAGGAAGAGGAAGAAGAAGAGGGGGAGGAAGAGGAAGAAGAGAGUAAAGAGGUUACAGAAGAGGAAGAGGAGAAUACUGAGGGGGUAACAGAGGAAGAAGAAGAAGAGGGAGAGGAAGAGAAAGCAGGGGAGGAAGGAGAAGAGGAAGAGAGUGAAGGUGAAGAGGAGGAAAAAAAGAAAAAAAAGAAAAUGAAAGCUAAUAAAGAGGUGACAGUAGAGAGUGAUGAGGAGGAGGAGGAAGGUGAAGAAGAGGAGGAGGAAGAAGGAGAUGAGGAAGAGGAGAAUGAAACAAAGACAAAACCAAAAACAGAUACAAGACUCUAUAAUCAAAGAGAAAAAACAAAACAGGGCCAAAUUGAAGGAAAGAAAGGUGGUGCUUCUGAGGAAAAUGAAGAUGAGGGUGAGGAGGGUGACGAAGAGGAGGGAGAAGAAGAGGAGGAGGAGGAGGAGGAGGAGGAGGAGGAAAAAGGACAGACAUCAAAUGUUAAACAGAAGGAGAAGGAAAAAGAAGGAAAGGAAAAAGUGGAAGAGGAGGAAGGAGAUGAGGAGGAGGAGGAAGAUGAGGAGGAGGAAGAAGAGGAGGAAAAGGUCAAAUCCUCAAAAACAAAAACCAUACAGAAGUUGCCUGCCGACAGAAAAGACAAGCAACAGAAAGAAAUGCCCAAACCAGCGCCGAGGAUGAAGCAGAGCACUGCAGAGAAGAAACCAGACGAUCCUCAGCAGUUCUGGGACGAUGUUCUGCCUCAGUACCUCGACCUGCAGUGAUGUCAUCGAAUAGGAUACACACUCAGCACCUCAGGAGUUAAUGCAGCACAGUGGAGUCAGUCUCAACCCAAGUGUCAGCUGUCAGUGUGUGCGACAUUUUGUUACUGUCAACAAAAUCCCAUUAAAGACCCAAACCAACAAUGCAUUAGUCUCUCAAGACUUUACCACUUCCUGUCUUUGUCUGUGGUGCUCAGCCCCGAGCUCAUUCAUUCCUACUGAAGACAUUCAUUU
This is a messenger RNA of Epinephelus fuscoguttatus (brown-marbled grouper), 3136 nucleotides long. RefSeq lists its product as uncharacterized. Lineage: Eukaryota; Metazoa; Chordata; Actinopteri; Perciformes; Serranidae. The transcript is spliced from 2 exons. The coding region runs from base 518 to 2905 and encodes 795 amino acids. The record is from RefSeq and is a predicted model, not a curated record.